AUGACCUCUACCAAGAGAACGCUAUCAGGCCUGGCCGUGCUGGCCUUGGUCGUGGUCCUCUAUGUAGCAUCAAGUGCGGUCAUUCAGCUCAUCUUCACAAGUGGUGGUUACGACAAGCCUGUGGCCCUCACAGUCUACUCCCUCACCCUCUCAAUACUGCUCUUGGCUUGUCGCAAGUACAUCUAUACGCCUGCUAGGCAGGGUUCGCCAGAGGCGACUCCGAUAGUUAACUCGGACCAUGCGACGUUGGAAGCAACAGAGCAAGGUUGGCCGAAGAGGUGGCAGGUUGCUGAGUUUGCCAUGCUUUCUGUCGUAAAAGGUGUUUACGUGCCGCUCCGUGCCAUAUGGUUCGUCUCGCAGUUGACGUACAACAUAUCCCUUAAGUAG
This is a messenger RNA of Perkinsus marinus ATCC 50983, 387 nucleotides long. RefSeq lists its product as hypothetical. Bases 1 to 387 code for a protein of 128 amino acids. Lineage: Eukaryota; Perkinsozoa; Perkinsida; Perkinsidae. The record is from RefSeq and is a predicted model, not a curated record. The transcript is spliced from 5 exons.